GGGUGGUUGUGUGCUUUAUUUGUAUGCAUCAGAUCCGAUCACGAACAUCAAAAGUAUAUGGCACCUGUGACAUAAUAUAUUGUGAUAGAGACCCUGCAGUGUGCGCCGUUCGGAAACGCGCCGCACCAAUUACUUCCAAAACUUGGAUCUGCUAGCGAUAGACAGGUCUUCUUGUCUGUGUGUUCGAAACUCCAACUUCUGUCUUUCCUUUUCACGUCCAUUUCCUGCGCUGUUUUGCAAUCGAAACCAUGGCCGUCCACUGGGGAGGGAUAGCGGGGAUGGUCUUCUUCUAUCUGCUCAUCUUAGCCGUGGGUAUCUGGGCCUCAAGGAAGACACGGGGUGCCAGUAACACCGAGCGGGUCAUGGUGGGCAACCGGGACUUCGGCUGGGGUGUAGGUCUCUUCACGCUGAUUGCCACCUGGGUGGGAGGAGGCUACAUCAAUGGAACAGCGGAAGUCGUGUUUACACCAGGGUGGGGUCUCGUGUGGGCUCAGGCACCGUGGGGAUACAGUCUCAGUUUCUUCGUAAAUGGCUCUUUCUUUGCUAAACAGAUGCGAGCAGCGAAGUACGUGACGAUGCUUGAUCCGUUCCAAGAGAAGUUUGGAAAUCGUAUGGGAGGGAUCAUCUUUUUAUCAGCGAUCACGGGGGAGUUGCUCUGGUGUGCCGCCAUAUUAGCUGCUUUAGGAUCAACGAUCAGUGUCAUACUGGAGUUGGAUCAAAACCUAUCCGUCAUCCUAUCAGCCUGUAUCGCCGCGUCUUAUACCCUCUUCGGUGGGCUCUUCUCCGUUGCAUACACAGACGUAGUUCAACUAGCUUGCAUCUUUGUUGGUUUGUGGUUUUGUGUACCUUUCGCUCUCACCCACGAAGCAGUAACGCCGUUACCACAGACGUUAGACCGCUGGGUUGGAGAGUGGGACAACAGACUCAUGGGAGUAUGGAUCGACAACUGUUUCUUACUGAUCUUCGGUGGGGUGCCCUGGCAAGCUUACUACCAGCGGAUCCUGUCGGCCAGGACCCCCGACCUCGCCCGUAACCUCUCCUAUGCAGCAGCGUUUGGAUGUCUUGUUCUUAGUAUACCUGCAUACCUCAUGGGAGCCGUUGGGGCCAGUACAGACUGGUCACAGACAGGCAUCAACCUCAAUAAAACAGACCCUUACGAGACACCCGGCAUCGUUCUUCCCGCCGUCAUCCAGUACCUCACCCCUCCCGUCGUCGCUUUCCUCGGCCUGGGGGCCAUCUCCGCCGCAGUGAUGUCAUCGACCGACUCGUCCGUGCUCGCCGCCAGCUCAAUGUUCGUGAGAAACAUCUACAAGAAUAUCUUCAGGCCGUCGGCCUCUGAGCGGGAAAUGAUGUGGAUACUCCGUGUUGCUGUAAUCGUUGUCGCAACUAUUGCCACCGUCAUGGCGCUGACUGUCGAGUCCAUCUAUGUCCUCUUCGUCCUCUGUUCCGAUUUCGUCUACGUCGUGCUUUUCCCGCAGUUCGUGUGCGUCAUCCACAUCAAGAAAUCCAACACCUAUGGCUCGGCCGCCGCGUUCGCACUCGGCCUUCUGCUGCGGUUGCUUGGCGGCGAACCCGCUCUCAAUCUCCCCGCCGCCAUCCACUACCCGUUCUACGACGAGGAGCUUGGUCAGCUGUUCCCUUAUCGCACCUUCUGUGCCAUUGUGUCCUUCGUUACUCUGGUCGCUGUCUCCUAUGCUACGGACAUCGUUUUCACAAGAGGUUAUAUUCCUAGGAGGUUCGACGUCUUCAGAUGCGUGGUCAACAAGGAUCAGAUGGCUUAUGUUCGACCGGGUCAAGAGGUCAAUAGUCAUGAGGCCAAUGGUCACGAGAUGCACAAUUUCGACGCCAUCGAUGGCAAAACUACUUGACAAGAUUUAGAGGCAAACCCAUUGUCUUUAUCCAAGCCAAUCAUUAUCCCUUGCUUCGAUGUAACGUUAUUUAGUCCCCCUAAACACUAUUUAGGUUGUUUUGUUGGUUAUUGAUUCUUUGGGGAGUUAGUUGCCCAUUUUUUACUGCAGGAUAUUGGCUGAACUUUAUAUUUUACUUGUAUACUCUCACGACUAGUCCUUUCGAGUUCUAAUUUGCUCCCAAUGAGUAGCCCAUGGUUAAAUAUAGCCGCUAUGUAUAACCGCUUCGGGAAUGUUUUCGGGAAGCACUAAUAAAUCACAACUGGCUACGAGGUACUCUACCAAACUUUGAUUAUAUUUCUAAAGAUUAUUUUCAUUCUAAUUCUUCAAAAUAAGUUUGAAUUCCACACUUACCGUUAAAGCGUAAUAAAAAGUAAACGGUGGAAUUUGACUGACGAAAUCUUAAAAAAGUGUGAUUAAAGCUAAUCUUGUGCUCUGAUAUGGGAAUCGUAUUUUGAGAGUAAAUUGCUAUGAUUUAUUCUGGAUUGUUUAUCCUGAAGUAGAUCGGUUGUUUUAACCAGUGAAAUAAAAACAUACGCACAUAAACUUGGGCAUCAACUCCGAUAAAACCACAACUGUCAUUAUGACUUGUGUUAAGCAAUACGUAACCGGAUUUCUUUAUAUUUCUAUGCUCAUUACUCAGCCUCUAUACGUUUUCUACCAAAAUUGUU
Molecule: messenger RNA, 2578 nt
Organism: Strongylocentrotus purpuratus (purple sea urchin)
Lineage: Eukaryota; Metazoa; Echinodermata; Echinoidea; Camarodonta; Strongylocentrotidae
Product: high-affinity choline transporter 1
Exons: 9
Coding region: 249-1868 (539 amino acids)
Biological process (GO): choline transport; acetylcholine biosynthetic process; transmembrane transport
Cellular component (GO): plasma membrane
Molecular function (GO): choline:sodium symporter activity
Source: RefSeq, a predicted model, not a curated record